This is a messenger RNA of Neofelis nebulosa (Clouded leopard), 945 nucleotides long. Its product is annotated as olfactory receptor 10A3-like. Gene Ontology annotation, cellular component: membrane. The record is from RefSeq and is a predicted model, not a curated record. The transcript has a single exon. Bases 1 to 945 code for a protein of 314 amino acids. NCBI's taxonomy places the organism in Eukaryota, Metazoa, Chordata, Mammalia, Carnivora, Felidae. Gene Ontology annotation, biological process: G protein-coupled receptor signaling pathway. Gene Ontology annotation, molecular function: G protein-coupled receptor activity; olfactory receptor activity.
AUGAAAAGGCAAAAUCAAAGCUCUGUGGUUGAAUUCAUCCUCUUGGGCUUUUCUAACUUUCCUGAACUCCAAGAGCAGCUCUUUGGGGUUUUCUUGGUUGUUUACCUUGGGACUCUGAUGGGAAAUGCCAUCAUUAUAGUCAUCAUCUCCCUGGAACAGAGCCUCCACGUUCCCAUGUACCUGUUCCUGCAGAACCUGUCUGUGGUGGAUGUGAGUUUCAGUGCAGUCAUUAUGCCUGAAAUGCUGGUGGUCCUCUCCACUGAGAAAACGUCAAUUUCAUUUGUGAGCUGUUUUGCACAGAUGUCUUUUAUUCUUUUUUUUGGUGGGACUGAAUGUUUUCUCCUGGGGGCGAUGGCUUAUGACCGAUUUGCUGCAAUCUGCCAUCCUCUGAGCUACCCAAUGAUUAUGAACAAAAGGGUUUUCAUGAAAUUAGUAAUGUUCUCAUGGGUCUCAGGGAUCAUGGUGGCUACUGUGCAGACCACAUGGGUUUUCAGUUUUCCCUUCUGUGGCCCCAAUGAAAUCAAUCACAUCUCUUGUGAAACCCCAGCAGUGCUAGAACUUGCAUGCGCAGACACCUUUCUGUUUGAAAUCUAUGCAUUCACUGGCACCAUUUUGAUUGUCAUGGUCCCCUUUGUGUUGAUUCUCUUAUCUUAUAUUCGGAUUCUCUUUGCCAUCCUGAAGAUGCCAUCGGCCACCGGGAGGCAAAAGGCCUUUUCCACCUGUGCCUCCCAUCUCACGUCUGUGACCCUCUUCUAUGGCACAGCCAGUAUGACUUAUUUACAACCCAAAUCUGGCUAUUCCCCAGAAACCAAGAAGGUGAUGUCAUUGUCCUACUCACUUCUUACACCUCUGUUGAAUCCACUGAUCUACAGCUUGAGAAACAGUGAGAUGAAAAGGGCUUUGAUGAAAUUGUGGCGAAGAAAGGUGGAUUCACAUAUAUUCUGA